AUGGAGUUGCGGAAAGAAGUAAAGAAAGAACAAGGAUCCAGCGAGGAUUACGUGAUGAAUGCACUCGCUACUCGUCUACCAGAAUUCGAUCAGAACCCGAGCCCGAGCCCGAACACGGAUACGAUCCAUUUUCUGAUGAAGCAAAUCAUGGAAUUGUGGAAGUCUUGUCGAGAACCCAUGGCUGAACUGACGAAGCAAGAAUCCAACGAAGAGUACAAAGACUACUUGGAACUGCGGAAUCACAUGCAGAUGAUCGACAAAGCCAUGGUACCUCAGAGCACCGACAUUCGCCCUAGACGGGUUCUAGCACCUUCUAACUUCGGAGAGUCCGGCCAAUGCUUUACCAGCUGA
Cylicocyclus nassatus is the source of this 351-nucleotide messenger RNA. The record is from the annotation of a GenBank genome assembly. Lineage: Eukaryota; Metazoa; Nematoda; Chromadorea; Rhabditida; Strongylidae.